Arvicanthis niloticus (Nile rat) is the source of this 4460-nucleotide messenger RNA. NCBI's taxonomy places the organism in Eukaryota, Metazoa, Chordata, Mammalia, Rodentia, Muridae. The record is from RefSeq and is a predicted model, not a curated record.
GCGUCCGCGAGCCCGGCUCCCAUGCGUCCGUCGAGCGCCGCCGCUCAGCGGCCCGCGGCAGGCCCCGAGCCGCGCCGCCUGUCGGGCUGGGCCGCGCGGCGCUCGCUCCCGCGGACGGCGCGGCGCGGCGGGCGGGGCGGCGCGGUAGCAUAUCCCUCCGCCGGCCCUCCCCCGCGCGGCCCCGGCGCCCCUCCCCGCGGGCCGCGCUCGCCGCCCUGCGCCUCAGACUGUUUUGGUAGCAACGGCAACGGCGCGUCCCGGCCCGGCUCCCGGCGGCUGUUCGGUGUCUGCGGGCCUCCCCGCCCCUUCGUCGUCGUCCUGCUGCCUCUGGCACCCGCGACCGCGCCAGCCCGCGCCUGCCCGCUCGGCGUCCGCGCGUCCCCGCCGCGCUCCGGCGUCUCCUCAGCGCGCCCGGCUCCCGGCUGUCCCCGCCCGGCGUGCGAGCCGGUGUAUGGGCCGCUCACCAUGUCGCUGAAGCCGCAGCCGCAGCCGCCCGCGCCCGCCAGUGGCCGCAAGCCCGGCGGCGGCCUGCUCUCGUCGCCCGGCGCCGCGCCGGCCUCGGCCGCGUCGACCUCGUCUUCCGUGGUGCCGGCCCCGGCCGCGCCGGUGGCGUCUUCCUCGGCGGCCGCGGGCGGCGGGCGUCCCGGCCUGGGCAGAGGUCGGAACAGUAGCAAAGGACUGCCUCAGCCUACGAUUUCUUUUGAUGGAAUCUAUGCAAAUGUGAGGAUGGUCCAUAUACUUACGUCCGUUGUUGGAUCAAAGUGUGAAGUACAAGUGAAAAACGGAGGCGUAUAUGAAGGAGUUUUCAAAACAUACAGUCCUAAGUGUGAUUUGGUACUUGAUGCUGCACAUGAGAAAAGUACAGAAUCCAGUUCGGGGCCAAAACGUGAAGAAAUAAUGGAGAGCGUUUUGUUCAAAUGCUCAGACUUCGUUGUGGUACAGUUUAAAGAUACAGACUCCAGUUAUGCACGGAGAGAUGCUUUUACUGACUCUGCUCUCAGUGCUAAAGUGAAUGGUGAGCACAAGGAGAAGGACCUGGAACCCUGGGAUGCAGGGGAGCUCACAGCCAGCGAAGAGCUGGAGCCUCUGGAGAAUGAUGUGUCUAACGGAUGGGAUCCCAAUGAUAUGUUUCGAUAUAAUGAAGAGAAUUACGGUGUGGUGUCCACAUACGAUAGCAGUUUAUCUUCAUAUACGGUUCCCUUAGAAAGGGACAACUCAGAAGAAUUUCUAAAACGGGAGGCGAGGGCAAACCAGUUAGCAGAAGAAAUUGAAUCCAGUGCUCAGUACAAAGCUCGUGUGGCCCUUGAGAAUGACGACCGAAGUGAGGAAGAAAAAUACACAGCAGUCCAGAGAAACUGCAGUGACCGGGAGGGGCAUGGCACCAACACUAGGGAAAAUAAAUAUAUUCCUCCUGGACAAAGAAACAGAGAAGUCAUAUCCUGGGGAAGUGGGAGACAGAGCUCACCAAGGAUGGGCCAGCCUGGACCAGGUUCCAUGCCAUCAAGAGCUGCUGCUCACACUUCAGAUUUCAACCCGAACGCUGGCUCAGACCAAAGAGUAGUUAAUGGAGGUGUUCCCUGGCCAUCGCCUUGCCCAUCUCCUUCCUCUCGCCCACCUUCUCGCUACCAGUCAGGUCCCAACUCUCUUCCACCUCGGGCAGCCACCCCUACACGGCCGCCCUCCAGGCCCCCCUCGAGGCCAUCCAGACCCCCGUCUCACCCCUCUGCUCAUGGCUCUCCAGCUCCUGUCUCUACUAUGCCUAAACGCAUGUCUUCAGAAGGCCCUCCAAGGAUGUCUCCAAAGGCACAGCGGCACCCUCGGAAUCACAGAGUCUCCGCUGGGAGAGGCUCCAUAUCUAGUGGCCUAGAAUUUGUAUCCCACAAUCCCCCAAGUGAAGCAGCUGCUCCUCCAGUGGCAAGGACCAGUCCUGCAGGGGGAACGUGGUCCUCAGUGGUUAGUGGGGUUCCAAGGUUAUCUCCCAAAACUCACAGACCCAGGUCUCCCAGGCAGAACAGCAUUGGAAACUCUCCCAGUGGGCCUGUGCUUGCUUCUCCCCAAGCUGGCAUCAUCCCUGCUGAAGCUGUUUCCAUGCCUGUUCCCGCUGCAUCUCCUACUCCUGCCAGCCCUGCGUCCAACAGAGCUCUGACCCCAUCUAUUGAGGCGAAAGAUUCCAGGCUUCAAGAUCAGAGGCAGAACUCUGCUGCAGGGAAUAAAGAAAAUAUUAAAGCAAAUGAAACAUCACCUAGCUUUUCAAAAGCUGAAAACAAAGGUAUGUCACCAGUUGUUUCUGAACACAGAAAACAGAUUGAUGAUUUAAAGAAGUUUAAGAAUGAUUUUAGGUUACAGCCAAGUUCUACAUCUGAAUCUAUGGAUCAACUACUAAGCAAAAAUAGAGAAGGAGAAAAGUCACGGGAUUUGAUCAAAGAUAAAACGGAAGCAAGUGCUAAGGAUGGUUUCACUGACAGCAGCAGCAGCAGCAACUGCACCAGUGGCAGCAGCAAGACCAGUAGCCCUAGCGUCUCUCCCUCUGUGCUUAGUAAUGCAGAGCACAAGAGGGGGCCUGAGGUCACGUCCCAAGGGGUGCAGACUUCCAGUCCAGCCUGCAAACAAGAGAAGGAUGACAGAGAAGAGAAGAAAGACACAACUGAGCAAGUUAGGAAGUCAACAUUGAAUCCCAAUGCAAAGGAGUUCAACCCUCGUUCUUUCUCUCAGCCAAAGCCUUCUACUACCCCAACAUCGCCUCGGCCUCAAGCACAACCUAGCCCUUCCAUGGUGGGUCAUCAGCAGCCAGCUCCAGUGUACACUCAACCUGUGUGUUUUGCACCCAAUAUGAUGUAUCCCGUUCCAGUGAGCCCAGGCGUGCAACCUUUAUACCCAAUACCUAUGACGCCCAUGCCAGUGAACCAAGCCAAGACAUAUAGAGCAGGUAAAGUACCAAAUAUGCCCCAACAGCGACAAGACCAGCAUCAUCAAAGCACGCUGAUGCACCCUGCCUCCGCCGCUGGGCCGCCCAUCGUAGCCACCCCGCCCGCCUACUCCACGCAGUACGUCGCCUACAGCCCUCAGCAGUUCCCCAGUCAGCCUUUGGUCCAGCAUGUGCCACAUUAUCAGUCUCAGCAUCCUCAUGUGUACAGCCCUGUCAUACAAGGCAAUGCUAGGAUGAUGGCGCCACCAGCACAUGCUCAGCCUGGCUUAGUGUCGUCUUCAGCUGCUCAGUUCGGGGCUCAUGAGCAGACGCAUGCGAUGUAUGCAUGUCCCAAAUUACCAUACAACAAGGAGACAAGCCCUUCUUUCUACUUUGCCAUUUCCACCGGCUCCCUCGCUCAGCAGUACGCACAUCCUAAUGCCACCCUGCAUCCUCAUCCUCCCCAUCCUCAGCCUUCGGCCACCCCCACCGGACAGCAACAAAGCCAGCAUGGUGGAAGUCAUCCUGCACCCAGUCCUGUUCAGCAUCAUCAGCACCAGGCCGCCCAGGCUAUUCAUCUGGCCAGUCCACAGCAGCAGUCGGCCAUUUAUCAUGCGGGGCUGGCACCAACACCACCUUCCAUGACACCUGCCUCUAACACACAGUCUCCACAGAGCAGUUUCCCAGCCGCCCAGCAGACUGUCUUCACCAUCCACCCUUCUCACGUCCAGCCGGCAUACACCACCCCACCCCACAUGGCUCAUGUACCUCAGGCUCAUGUACAGUCAGGAAUGGUUCCUUCUCAUCCAACUGCCCAUGCGCCAAUGAUGCUAAUGACGACACAGCCACCCGGCGGUCCCCAGGCCGCCCUCGCUCAAAGUGCACUACAGCCCAUUCCAGUCUCGACAACAGCGCAUUUCCCCUAUAUGACGCACCCUUCAGUACAAGCCCACCACCAACAGCAGUUGUAAGGCUGCCCUGGAGGAACCGAAAGGCCAAAUUCCCUCCUCCCUUCUACUGCUUCUGCCAACUGGAAGCACAGAAAACUAGAACUUCAUUUAUUUUGUUUUUUAAAAAGAUACACUGAUUUAACAUCCAGUAGGAAUGCUAACAGUUCACUUGCAGUGGAGGAUGGUUUGGACCGAGUAGAGGCAUGUAGGGACUUGCGGCUGUUCCAUAAUUCCAUGUGCUGUUGCAGGGUCCUGCAAGUACCCAGCUCUGCUUGCUGAAACUGGAAGUUAUUUAUUUUUUAAUGGCCCUUGAGAGUCAUGAACACAUCAGCUAGCAACAGAAGUAACAAGAGUGAUUCUUGCUGCUAUUACCGCUUUAAAAAAAAAAAAAUCAAGACUUGGAACGCCCUUUUACUAAACUUGACAGAAGUUCAGUAAAUUCUUACCGCCAAACUGACGGAUUAUUAUUUAUAAAUCAAGUUUGAUGAGGCGAUCACUGUCUACAGUGGUUCAACUUUUAAGUUAAGGGAAAACUUUUACUUUGUAGAUAAUAUAAAAUAAAAACUAAAAAAAAAUUAAAAAAUAAAAAAAGUUUUAAAAACUGA